This is a messenger RNA of Vicugna pacos (alpaca), 2082 nucleotides long. The record is from RefSeq and is a predicted model, not a curated record. Lineage: Eukaryota; Metazoa; Chordata; Mammalia; Artiodactyla; Camelidae.
CGGUUCCUGGCGCCUCGCUGUAACCCGACUCCGCGCUCGCUCGUGGGGGGCGGGAGCCCGAGCGGCGCUGCGCCCCGGCCCGAGUGCCACAUCACUCGCCCGCCGCCCUGCCCGCCGCCCACCAUGCUGCCCCCGCCGCCACCGCUGCUGCUUCUCGCGGUGCUGGUCGCCGCCGCCGCCCGGCCGGGGUGCGAGCCCACCAGGGGCCCCGCGGGCGGAUGCCCCAGGCUGUCAGCUGCGGACAGCGCCAUGUGUGUGGACCUGCAGCUCAGGACCUGCAGCGACGCGGCCUACAACCGGACGGUCUUCCCCACGCUGCUGAACCACCGGUCCCGGGAGGCGGUGGAGUCCAGCUCCGAGUACAUGGGGGUGGGGGCGGGGGCGCCAGGAGCGGUCAGAGCCCCUCGUGGGGCAGGUAGCUGGGGGCCGACAGCAUCAUCCAUGGUGGGGGCGGCAGGCAGGCCCGAGCUGGCCCCCAGCUCCCGCAUUCCUCCCCCAGGAGGCCUGGACGUCGAGGAAGUGCUGCCCUCGGGCCACCCGCCAACCUCCAUUCGCUUCACCCACCACUCCUACGCCCAGAUGGUGCGCGUGCUGAAGCGGACGGCGGCCCACUGCUCCCACAUCGCCAAGACCUACAGCAUUGGGCGCAGCUUCGAUGGCCGGGACCUGCUGGUCAUCGAGUUCUCCAGCCGCCCUGGCCAGCACGAGCUGAUGGAGCCCGAGGUGAAGCUGAUAGGCAAUAUCCAUGGCAACGAGGUGGCGGGACGGGAGAUGCUCAUCUACCUGGCCCAGUACCUGUGCUCUGAGUACCUGCUGGGCAGCCCCCGCAUCCAGCGCCUGCUCAACACCACCCGCAUCCACCUGCUGCCCUCCAUGAACCCUGACGGCUACGAGGUAGCGGCUGCUGAGGGUGCCGGCUACAAUGGGUGGACGAGUGGGAGGCAGAAUGCCCAGAACCUGGACCUGAACCGUAACUUCCCGGACCUGACGUCGGAGUACUACCGCCUGGCCUCCACCCGCGGCGCACGCAGCGACCACAUCGCCAUCCCACAGCACUACUGGUGGGGUAAGGUGGCCCCCGAGACCAAGGCGAUAAUGAAGUGGAUGAGGUCCACCCCCUUCGUGCUCUCGGCCAGCCUCCACGGGGGCGACUUGGUGGUUUCCUACCCCUUCGACUUCUCCAAGCACCCCCAGGAGGAGAAGAUGUUUUCUCCCACGCCCGACGAGAAGAUGUUCAAACUGCUGGCCAGAGCCUAUGCCGACAUGCACCCCAUGAUGAUGGACAAGUCGGAGAACAGGUGUGGAGGCAACUUCCUGAAGAGAGGCAGCAUCAUCAACGGGGCAGACUGGUACAGCUUCACGGGAGGCAUGUCCGACUUCAACUACCUGCACAGCAACUGCUUUGAGAUCACAGUGGAGCUGGGCUGCGUGAAGUUCCCGCCCGAGGAGGCCCUGUACACCUUGUGGCAGCACAACAAGGAGCCACUGCUGAACUUCGUGGAGAUGGUGCACCGGGGCAUUAAAGGCGUGGUGAUGGACAAAUUUGGCAAGCCAGUCAAAAACGCCCGCAUUUCAGUCAAGGGCAUCCACCACGACAUCACCACUGCCCCAGAUGGUGACUACUGGAGACUGCUGCCCCCAGGGUCCCACAUUGUCAUUGCUCAAGCCCCCGGCUACUCCAAGGUCAUCAAGAAAGUCACCAUCCCUGCCCGGAUGAAGAGGGCCGGUCGCGUGGACUUCAUUCUCCAGCUGCUGGGGACUGGACCCAAGAAGUUCCUUCCUGGGCCUCGGAGAAAUGGGCCCGGGCUCCGAGACCCGCCCGGUGGUGCUGGCCCACACGGGGAGCCCGAGGAGCCCCUGGGGGCCCGGAGACAGCCCGCGGCCGGCGGGAGCAAACCUUGGUGGUGGUCCUACUUCACGUCACUGGGCCAGCACCAGCCGCGCUGGCUGCUUAAGUACUAGGCACCCGCCUGCUCGUGCCAGGCACACGCCUGGCCCAGGGCUCCUGCUCUUGAUCUGUCUUCCAAAGACAUCCCACUAAGCCUUUUCCAUUUUAUUAAAGUGUUUUUACUCCCCUCCCAC